Messenger RNA from Eimeria necatrix, 519 nucleotides. RefSeq lists its product as hypothetical. The transcript has a single exon. The coding region runs from base 1 to 519 and encodes 172 amino acids. The record is from RefSeq and is a predicted model, not a curated record. NCBI's taxonomy places the organism in Eukaryota, Apicomplexa, Conoidasida, Eucoccidiorida, Eimeriidae.
AUGCUGCAGCAGGAGCUGCAGCGGGCCAGCCCCGGCGCAAACCCCGGCUUCUACGGCAGCUUCCAAGAGCUGCCGGGGCCUCCGCUGGAGGGCAAAGCGCAGGAGUUUUUCGCAGCGCGGCGGCGGGCGGAAGCUGCUGCUGCUGCUGCUGCAGCAGCAGCAGCAGCAGCAGCGCCGCGCGAACUGCCGCAGCAGGGGCCCCACGCCUACCGCCCGGGGCCCCCCGGGCCCCUCCACUUCGGAGUGCCCUUUUCCGACGGCUGGGACUCGGGAGUUGCUGCAGUUUCGCAAGCUUUGUUUGGAACUUCGAAAGCUUUUCAAACAAUUCCAAUUCAACUCCGAAGUGUUUUUCGAAAAAGAAAACCCGGAGAUGUCUUCCCCGAGUGGUCCAACGCCUUCGUCACCAGAGUCGACCCCUGCGAAUGCGCAGCAGCAGAAGAGACCUUCACUCCUUACGAAGUGGCUCGUUAUAAGGAUUCUUGGGGCCGGCCCCACACCACUUUGGACUUUUCUCGCUGA